GUUGAUGAGAAACAGCGAGGAUGGGAGAUGGUGCUUAUGCACUCCAGCAGAGGUGACGUCUUACUUUCAUAUAUUUUGGGGUUAAAAUUAUGGAGUGGGUUGUGUGUUGAAAUUUAAAUCAUGAUAGAGGAUACUUUGCAUGGAACCACUAGAAUCAAAAUAUAAUAACUCACUUAUCACAUUCAAGAGUCAGUCACUAUGAACUAAAAAGUGACGAAUUACAGUAUCCCUUCUAUAAUGUAUUGAACAGUCAUUUGCAAUAUUAGCUGAAAACAUACAUAAUGGCAUUACAUGAUUUGUGGACAAUCUGACAUUUCUUGUGUGGUGUGCAGACACCUUAUGUAGAAAAUGAAACUGAAAGAGCAGGUCAUUCAAAACAUUUUUAAUGAUGUAAAUAUAUAAAUUAAGGAAAAAUGUAUAACAAAACCCCCUUCCUAAUCACGUACUGUGCAUCAACAACAUUUUAUUAGUUACAUUAUUAUAAUUGUAUUAUUCCUAUACAACUCAAUCUGUGAUGCCACCUCCAAAUUUUCAGCAGUGUCUUGGCAGUGACGAAGUAGACUGUGUGUUCUCUUUGUUGAUAAAAGUGUUGAUAUUACUAGUUUGAGAUUUGUACGUUAUAAAAUAGUUUCGCCGUUUUAAAUUACACGUAUUCUUUUGAGCACCUUUUCUAGGUGGGCUGCGUAAGUACUUUAUAAAUCUUGGUAGUUUGUUUUAAAGUUGGUGCACAUAUCUGGACAUGGGAGGGGUUGACAAAAUCCUUAGAGCAUAGAGAGGUAAGUACCAGGUUCAAUUUUGCUAUUCAAUAUUGAGUGAAAAAAGGUUAUGUAAUAGUGUAAAAUAUUACUACUAAAACACACGUCCAACGCCACAAUUGUUUUCUUAUGAGAAGUUCAAGCCAGACAUGACCAUUUAAUUGCACACAAAUGUAAACAUUUGUUUAUUAAUUAAAAAUGCUAAUGUUAAUCCCAAAAUCGCAGAAUAACUAUUUGCUUUAUUGACAAAAUUGGAUGAAUUCAUAUUAUGAAUAGGAAGGAGCUUGGAACGUGUCUUUGAACUCAAGGCUAACGCCCAUUUCCUCCAAAACUGAAACUUUCAGUACUGUCUCAGCAUCAAGCGUAUUGCUGCUUUGCAACAGUUGAAGAUCAGCCUUUUUCUGCACGGCAACUCACCCGCUGUUGAAGAACUGCAACUUCUCUGAUGUUCAGUUUGCAGGGUUGGCUUUGGCCAAAAAUGUUAGUGAAUAAGCCCUAUAAAAUUCAUAAGCAAAAAAUGAAUUUUAGUUAAAAACGCAUAUUAAUGACAUUUUAAUAAGCAAAUGUUCACAAUAUAAAAAAUUUUUAGUAAAUCAGCCCAUUAAAUCUAACAAUCAAAAAAACAAUGUUAGUGAAUAAGUCCUUUUUUAAAUCCAAAGGUCACUACUCCACACUAAUUCUUCUUGAUCUCUCUGCUGUCUUUGACACCGUUGAUCAUGCUCUCCUUCUUCAAACUCUUCAAUCACUUGGUCUUUUGUGACUCCGUCCUCACUGCGUUUUCCUCUUAUCUUUCCCAACUCUAAUUCAGUGUCUCCUUUUCUAAUGAUACCUCCUCCCCUCGUCCUGUCUCGGUUGGCAUCGCCCAUGGCUCUGUCCUUGGUCCCCUUCUAUUUUCUCUUUAUAUUGCAUCUCUUGGCAAACCUAUUACCUCUUUUGGAUUCAACUACCGCCUGUACGCUGAUGACACCCAGAUAUAUCUCUCCUACUCGGACUUAGCUCCUGCCGUCCUUCAAGCCAUCUGAAACUCAAUCUCUCUAAAACUGAGGUCCUUGUCUUUCCUCCUCCUAAUACUGAUCCUCCUCUUUCGCUCUCCCUUCAAAUUAGUGGUAUCCACAUAAGUCCAUCCUUGCAAGCGCGCUGUCUUGGCGUUAUACUUGAUUGUGGCCUUUGAGACUCACAUCCAGUAUGUUACCAAAUCCUGUAGAUUCCAUCUUAAAAAUAUAGCCCCCUUAUGCCCCCUUUUUAUGCAAAAUGCUUCCAAGCUCUAGUAAUUUCCCGCAUGGAUUAUUGUAAUUCUCUCCAAAUUGGUCUUCCCAGAGCCCUAUUGCCCCACUACAGUCUGUAAUGAAUGCUGCCGUCAGACUGAUUUUCCUAUCUAAUCGGUCCUCUCACACCUUACCUCUCUGUCAGUCCUUACAUUGGAUUCCUGUAUCCUAUAGGAGUCAAUUCAAAGUGCUAACCCAUACCUAUAAAGCAUUGACCAAUUCUAACCCCUAUUAUAUCUCUUCACAGAUCCAUAGGUAUGCCCCUUCUAGGUCUCUCCACUCUGCCCAUGACCUUCUCCUGUCUUUUGCUCGCACCGGUACGGCCAACUCGCACUCACAGGACUUCUUGCGGGCUAUGGAAUAGCCUGCCUACCGCCAUCAGACUCUCCCCUAGUCCUCAAUCGUUUAAAAAGUUCCUUAAAACCCAUCUCUUCAGGAAAGCUUAUGGCCUCCCAGAGUAAUCUCUACCUCAUAUACCUGUCUCUUGCUCUCUCCUAAAGGGCAGCACUCUACUCUCUCCUCCAGCUCUGCUUCACUCCAACCUUAUUUGAAUGCCAUUUCCUGUCCUAAUGUGUUUUAUAUCCCACCUCCUCUAGACUGUAAGCUUGUUUGAGCAGGGUCCUCUUCAACCUAUCGUUCCUGUAAGUUUCCUUGUAAAUGUCCUAUUUAUAGUUACAUCCCCCUCAUAAUAUUGUAGUGCGCUAUGGGAUCUGUUGGUGCUGUAUAAAUGGCAAUAAUAAUAAUAAUAAUAAUUACAUAGUCAUGUGACGGCACUCAAAGGAUUAAUAUGCCAAUUUAAAAAACUAACUUCUGUAAAUAAACUUUUUAUUUGAUAACGCUAACUUUGAAUUGUUAGAUUAAAAGGGGUGUAUUCACUAAGGAUUGUUUUUGGAUUGUCAGAUUAAAAUAGAUGUAUUCACUAAGGCUUCCGGUGAAUUACAAAAGCUAUAUUGCAGCUGUAUUGCAGCAUUGAUAAGUGUUCCAAAGGCAGGCGCUCCGCGCAAAUGCCUGUCUUUGCAUUUAGCUCCAAGCAACAAAAUCUGUUUGAUUUGUUUUGUGUUUUAGAGAUCAUUUAGAAAAGUCCUAAUUUGUAUUAAAAUGGGUGCUUUUCUAUUAUGAAACUAAGAGGACAAAGUUGAAAGUGUUCAUUUAAAUUUAUGCCUUUUCCUGAGGGUCACAAACUCCAUUUUAUUAGAAAAAUAGAGCUGUAAAUGGAGAGGCACUCAGCUAAUCCCAAAAUAGCCACAAAAACUCAAACAGCAGUGUUACGGGUCAUAAAGAUUAAUAUCCACAUUUUACUUGAAUACUGAUAAACAUAUUCAUAAAUAUUUUUACAUCAUUAUUUUAUAGAUUUUAUUUGAAAUAUAUUCCUACUAAAAUUAAAAGGACAAAUGUUGCAUUGGAGAAUAAUUAAAUACUAAUCCCUUGACUUUUAUUUCUGCGUUUUGUAGGUGACCGAGCACUAACCAGAAGAAUUUUUACCAGAAGACUUUUUUUAUGAUAACAUUUUAUGGAUGACUAAUGAAACACAACUUUAAAAGCACUAGUUUCAAAGGUGAUAAACACCCAAAGAGAUUUAGGAAUGGGGGAUGCAGAUGCCCCGCGUUGGGUUUUUAUAAAUAACUAUAGUUAUUUUGUGGGGGCAGCAUCUACCUUCCUGUCCACAGUUCUCACAUUCCCCAUCUACAAGACGAUAUUCCGUCAGCAGAUUCACACCUUGAGCAUUAGGGCUGCCACUGGCCAAUUAAGGAAAGAAGGGAUUGCAUUCCUGUAUCGUGGAUUGACACCACCCCUUAUGUCCAAGACCGUGCAAGGCACAAUACUGUUUGGUACUCAGGGAAGUUUCCAAAGUCUACUUUCGGGUGGUGGUAAACCAAGAACUGUCCACUGCACCCUCUCUGGAUGUCUUGCUGGUGUGCUAGAAGCCAUCCUCCUUGUUCCAUUUGAAAGGGUGCAGAACAUUCUACAAGAUGGACGUAAUAAUAAACGGUUUCCUUCUGCUUACUCCAUUAUGCAGGAGUUUCAAUCCUACAGCAAGAAGCAGUGUUUGUCCUGCGGCAUCUAUAGAGGCUUUAGCAUCAUUGUUGUUCGCAAUGCUCUGGGCAAUGCUCUCUAUUUUUCUUGCAAGGAUCCCUUGCGAGACUUAUUGAGUGCAGAGGGGAUUCCAAAAUGGGCUCCUUCUUUAUUUUCUGGAUCUCUAAAUGGUGCCCUAAUCUCACUGGUACUGUACCCAUUGGGUGUAUUGGUAUCAAACAUGCAGGCAGCUGUGGGGAAUAGACUGCCAAGUACAAGAGAGGUGGCACGUACACUGUGGGCACAGCGCGGGGGAAGAAUAACACUGUUAUACAGAGGAGCUUCCCUAAUUGUUGUGCGCUCCUGUGUCACCUGGGGUGUAACAACUGCCAUCCAUGAUGCUCUGAGCAAUAAAUAGAAAAAUCAAUUUUUGAUAUAUACUUUUUUUUUUUAUAAUACAAACAGACAUGGAAUACAAUAAUUUUAUAUUAAUGAGUAUUUUAUGCAUGAAUGCAGCUAGGAAAUAUGGGACAAAAUAUUAGGUCAGGUUUAGGGCACAAGCUGUAGCUGACAACCAGUUGAACCAACCCCAACUAUAAUAAAAAGUAAACCUCUUUUUUGUAUAACUGUUUGGCAGAUAAACUUUUGCUGGAAGCAACAUUGAUAACAAAAAUGACUAAUUUACACCUCUCCAUCAGUCACAGCAUCAAGAUUAUAUUUAUAUAUACUUAAAUACAUAAUGUGACAAAUACCUUAACAGAAAAAGUACAGAUCGCUGGUACGGGUGAGAGAAGAGUCUGGAGAAGAGUUUAACCCCUUAAGGACACAUGACGUGUGACGUGUCAUGAUUCCCUUUUAUUCCAGAAGUUUGGUCCUUAAGGGGUUAAAGUCACCAAAAAUAAAACAUCUUACACAUUUGUAAGUCAGAAAGCUGUAGCUUCUAGAAAAUGUCUUUGAUGGGGAUUUAAUUUAUACAUCACUAACUCUCUGUUACAGGUUUUCAGUUUAACCUCUUAAGGAUGGAGCCAAUUGUACAAGUUCUAAACCAAAACAAAUCAUAGAAUUUAAACUAUAUGUUUGUUCAACCAUAAUUUACCUCUUUAAUAUUAAGUGUACCCACACGUAUUGUAUAUCAUUUUGUUCAUGAGAAACAGG
This is a messenger RNA of Pelobates cultripes (western spadefoot toad), 5188 nucleotides long. Lineage: Eukaryota; Metazoa; Chordata; Amphibia; Anura; Pelobatidae. The record is from the annotation of a GenBank genome assembly.